AUGAAUUCCGUGCAGCGCUUGUUGCUUCUUCUGGUCCUUCUCCUCUCGGUUCCAACGCAAGCAUGCACCAGCGACGAAGACUGCAAUCUCAAUGGCAUCUGUUCGCCAGCUAACGUCUGUGUCUGUGACCCGGGCUGGCGCGGCGCCGAUUGCGGCGAGCUCGAUCUUCGACCAGCGACGAAGAACACAGGAUACAAUCUGACGGGGGAAGGUACGUCGUCCUGGGGAGCCAAAAUCGUCCACGACCCUUCGGACCGUCAAGUGUUCCAUCUCUUCGUCGCGGAGUUCACGCAUGGCUGCGGCCUCGAUUACUGGUCUCCGUACAGUCGGAUCGUCCGAGCCAAGUCGAUUCAUGGACCGGCAGGACCUUACGACUUCGAGGCGGAGAUCGUGGGAACUUUUGCGCACAACCCGACGGUGAUAUACAGCGAAGCAGACCAGCUAUAUCUGCUGUACAACAUCGGCUGUCCGAUCACUGUGCCGGACACAUGCCAAACAGUGGAUUUUACCUGUGGGCCGGGGAACGAUAUCAACGGUGAGAGUGGCAUCUCCGUCUGGUCUUCUCCGGACCUCUAUCAGUGGACGUCUCACGGCCAGGUCUUUCCCGGCGACACGAACGGGACCUGGGAUGCGGACACCACUAACCCUUCGCCAUUUCCGCUCUACUCCGGGUCCAACCAAACGGAUGCUAUCGUGCUGGCCUACCGCGGCUGUCCCUACAACUGCAAUGGCCCCGAACUCCUCAACGUCGCCAACGCACCUCACUUCACGGGACCAUAUACACGCGCCCACGCGAAUCCCAUCUUCCCCGAACCGAACGAAGAUCCUUUCAUAUGGCGCGACAAACGAGGGAACUUCCACCUGCUGACACACUCCCUCUUGCCAGACGGGGGGUUUGGCAGCGGACCCAACGUCGGCCGUCACGCAUACGCCCGGUCGUGGGACGGACCCUGGACAUUCAACAACCACACAGUUGCGUUCACCACGGAGGUCAACUUCACCGACGGGACGACCAUCAAUUACUACCGCCGGGAGCGGCCUCAGCUGUUCUUCAGCGAAGACGGAGAGAUGACGCCGCUGUUCAUGACAAAUGGCGUGCAACAGCAGGAUUCGCCGGCGAGUUAUACGCUCAUUCAGCCCAUAGGCGAUGCGGCGGCGGCAUAUGAGAGGGAGGUGGUGGCAUAUACAUAA
Molecule: messenger RNA, 1191 nt
Organism: Rasamsonia emersonii CBS 393.64
Lineage: Eukaryota; Fungi; Ascomycota; Eurotiomycetes; Eurotiales; Trichocomaceae
Exons: 1
Coding region: 1-1191 (396 amino acids)
Source: RefSeq, a predicted model, not a curated record